Molecule: messenger RNA, 3510 nt
Organism: Toxoplasma gondii ME49
Lineage: Eukaryota; Apicomplexa; Conoidasida; Eucoccidiorida; Sarcocystidae
Product: RED family protein
Exons: 13
Coding region: 943-2703 (586 amino acids)
Biological process (GO): mRNA splicing, via spliceosome
Cellular component (GO): nucleus
Source: RefSeq, a predicted model, not a curated record
GCAGAAGUCGUUUAACUCGAACUUGCUUUUCGAAGGCUUCUUCUCACAGCUGCCUUCUGCUUUGCGGGGUUCCUCAGGUGUACAGACACCUCUCGUGAGUUCGCGUGCGUUGCUCGGAAAUAAUCAAGGAAGAGAAAACCUGCAGGGAAGUUGAGGACCUUUUCUCCUGCUCUUUUGUUUCGUCGCUCCUUUCUCGCUUCUUUCCUUUUCCGGGCCGUUCUCGCUCGACUUCUCUCGAGUUUUUCGCGGGGAAAAAGACAUGUUCCUCCCCAGUACGUCUUUCUCCUCUCGCUGGGAAGGCGAAUGCUCCUCGCAUUGACAAGGAAAGGAAGAAAAAAGAACAAGAUGUCGGGCGGCGAGCGGGAAAAGACGGCAGAGAAGAAAAGGCAGAAAGUGCGGCGCUGUCGAGACACCUGGAGACAGCUGAGAGACUUGUUCUCUCUCUAAUUUUCGUCUUCGCGACUUCUCCCCUCUCGUCUUACCCAGAAGCGGAGUCUCUGAAAAGAUCUACUACACGUCCUCCGCAGUUGAUCGCCGCUUCUUCAACACUCCACUUUCUCGCCUUUCCUUCUCUUUUCCUCUUCUUUCCUGCUCUCGUCGCUCUUCCUUGUCACCCUGCUGUGCGGCUGUUCUAUCUUCCAGCGUCUCUUCUUCCUCUCGCAGCAGCGUUGCAGCUCUGAGGAGCUCCGUCGUUAUUAUUCUCGGCGCGUCUCCCCUCCCGUUUCUCUUCUCUCCUCGAUCUUCCUCUCUGCAGCAGUUUUUCUCUUGACCCGUUUUUCUUUCGAAUUUCCAGGCGAAACACACGCGCUCUCACGAACUCCGCACGGGGGAGUGAGAACAGGAAGGUCUUCGCGACUCAGCUGUCUCUCGUUCCUCUGCAGGCAGAAACGUUCUGCCUGGUUUUUGAUCGCCUAGGGGAAAGAAGCGACAACGAAGUUCGCCAUGGCGCUCUCAAACGCAGAUUUUCGUUCUCUCCUCAACGAGGCAGAUAUCUCGAUCCUUUCUGCCGCCUCCGCCCCCCGCAAGAAGAAAGGUCCGUCUGUACCCCACGCAGAAGCCGACGCACAGAAGUCCGACAAAAGUCAGAAGCGACGCGAGCGUUACUUGGAGAUCUUGCGGAGGAAACAAAGACACAAAGAAGGAAGGGCGCCAGCGAAUUACCCUGAAGAUGGAGAGGACCGCAGGGAAGGCGAAGGAGCGCUCGCCAGAUACAAAGACAGAGCGAAAGAGAGGCGAAAAGGAAAAGACGAACUCUACCAGCAAGUUGCGGAGGAGCUGCAGGAAAUGAAGGAAAGAAGCAUCGAAGAAUCAAAGUACCUCGGAGGAGAUGUGGAGCACACUCACUUGGUCAAAGGUCUCGACUUUGCCUUGCUGUCAAAAGUUCGCAGUGAAUUGGAGAAAGAGGCCUUGAAGAAGGAACAAAGUCAACAGGAGGAGGCGUCAGAAAAGAAGACAGCGCAGAAAAAGAUGAAAAUUCUUUCUCCUCUCGCGCGGCGCCUCUUCGACGUCCAGUUCGCGUGUCUCCAUCCGCAACAGGCGCGCUUCGCGGACCACGUGAAGCGCCUCGAGAUGGCUCUUGUCUCUGGACAGCGGCUGCGAAUUGCGAACGCGAUGUUUCAACCUGGACGGCUGGCGUACAACUUCGAAGUGAAGAGCGAGAGACAGAAGCAGAGCGUGGAUGGACCGCCGACUUUUAUUUUCCGAGGCGAAGACGACCCCUCUGUGCAGAAAGCGCGGAAGAGAGAUGCGAACAAAGAGAGCAGCAUGGCCGCCGUUCUCCUUCCCAAAAUCACCCGAGAGUUGCGGGAGGCGCUGGAGUGGCAUCGGGAGAAUCGGAAGAAGAAAAAACAAGAGAGAGUGGCUCGACGACCCGGCAGUCUGAAGGCCGUGCGCGAAGUCGAAGGGCGACAGGCGGCGGGAGAACCUGCGCCACAACCGCCCAUUGCCGACGACGACGAUAUUUUCGGAGGCGUCGGCGGCUUCGACGCACAGGAGGCGCUCGAGAAGGCAACUGCGGAGAAGCGAACUGAAGAAGCGACUGCCGCGGCUUCCCCGCAAGAAGCUCUUCCAAGACUCGACAUCAUUCGAGAAGAAGAAGGAAUGGAAGUCGAAGAAGACGAAACGGAUGUGGUUCAGCUUGGUUCCGCGAAACGCUCGGAUCUUCAGAGACAGCAGGAGCAAGAAUGGGGAGCGCAUUCUGUCUUGUUUGCGACAAUGAAGAAGCACCAGCGAAGAAUGGUGCUGACCACGACGGAGGAGCAAGACAAGGGGUUUCACAGUGUUUUCCGACGCGACGAGCAGACGAUGUUGCAGCAGCGCCUACAGGUUCUGCACGACGACCGAGAAAAAGAUCCUGCUUUUGUCUCCGACACUUACGCAGAAUGUUACCCUGGAUUCGGGAGUGAAGUUGCGUACUUGGGCUACGACUCUGACGAAGAGGGAGAGGCGAAGGACACAGCGCGCGUCGACACGGGAGAGUACCGUGUUAUUCCGAAGGGGAAGAAUCAGCAGUUCAAGUCGAAGGAAGAAUACGAAAAAUACAUUGGCGAGAUUGAGUUCGUCCCCAAGGCGGCGCUUCAGUACGGUCGCCGUAUGGCUGGGGAAUUCGCUCCAGGCGGGAAGAAGAAGCGCAAGAUGAACAUCGAUCAAGAGUGGAAGAAAAUCGAAGGCAUGUUGAAAGAGAAAAAGGCCAAGGCCGGCUGAUGGGGACGCCUGCGUCGCUGGAGGCGUUCGUCGCCUCUCUCUGAAAAGCGCUUUUUUGCGUGUUCUUCCCUCUUCGUUGCUGGUUCUCGUGAAGUGGAUGCAGGAACAAGGGUGAAGAGAAGGGGGAGAGGCAAAGCAUAUAAGACGCGGUGAUGCGAGAGAGAAGACAGCUCUCGAACCCUAGGCUACACCCCUGCUGAAGCUAGGUCUCUCCUUGUUUAUCUUUACUGGUCGUUCUUUCCUUUUUCUCUCGGAGCUCAUCCCUGUCACUCAGAGUCUCUUUUUCGGCAAGGCGAGAGGAAGCAUAAACGAAAUCCUGUUCUGCUGCAGCGCGAAACCUUUCUCUUUUGCUGCUGCCCAGUCAACUGACCACGCAGCAACUUUCGGGUGUCUAGACACCCGGCGGUUGUUGUUUCUCGUUAAUGGAAACGAGGUUUUUACUGAUACCCGUCCAGGCAUAUGCAGACUCAGACUGCUGGAGUUCAAUCCCCUGCGGCAUUAAGGUUAUUCCCCAUUGGAUACGUUCUAGGCGUAAACUCUGUUGAUUCCAGUUAUCACACGUAUACCCAGCGAGAGCAAACGACCUCUCAUAUACCAGUGUAACCAGGACCUUCCUACUGGGAGUCUUCGUCGCUGAGACACGAUAUUGAUUCGCUUUUUCUGAGGAGUAUUAUCUCCUACGAUUCGGAGUAGUGCUUUGGACCGUGAAGGUUUUGGUGUACCCGAUCUCAGUUCUCUUCUGCUUUUCAUGACCGCCAUGUUGAGUGCAUUGACUAUUGUGAUAUCCAGCGUAUACUUGAAAAGUCG